This is a messenger RNA of Planococcus citri (citrus mealybug), 5915 nucleotides long. RefSeq names its product aminopeptidase N-like. Gene Ontology annotation, molecular function: zinc ion binding; metalloaminopeptidase activity; peptide binding. The record is from RefSeq and is a predicted model, not a curated record. NCBI's taxonomy places the organism in Eukaryota, Metazoa, Arthropoda, Insecta, Hemiptera, Pseudococcidae. The transcript is spliced from 17 exons. Gene Ontology annotation, cellular component: cytoplasm. Bases 966 to 3923 code for a protein of 985 amino acids. Gene Ontology annotation, biological process: proteolysis; peptide catabolic process.
GCGUAGAAAUAUUGUAAAGUGUAUUCGCAUCUUACGCGAUUUUCGCGCCUCUAAUAAUCGGUCAUUUAGAAAAAUGUCAUCUUUAUAAUGAUACAUUCGCAUAUUCGUACGUCUCGCGAGUAAUUCUCUCAAAUUUAUUUCUCGUCACGGACGAAACCAAUUCAGUCAUUGGCCAUCCAACAGCCUUCGAGCUUCGCUUCGUUCUUCGUUCACUUUUUCUGACCAUGCAACUCGCCAGCUUCAACUUCGCACAUUUUACGACUAUAAAGGUAAAAUAAAAGGUUUCGAACCUUUUUUUUUGUGCAGAAAAACUUUUUUUUUCGUAGCUUGGAACGCGCGCAAGCAGUAAUAUUCGCCGAGUUUGAAAAAUAUAUGUCGGAUUUACGAGCUUUUCGUCGGCGUUGCGAUGGUAAGUUCAGCGUCCCGGUGCAGUUAUCUUUUAUCGCGUAUAGUAUCUCAAUAAUACUUUCGCGCAACACGAGUUUUUCGACGGUAAUUUCGACGAGGAUACCUACGAUUCGCCUUUCGCCAUCUCGUAAGACACAUGGUUCAUGUUGGCUACACUGCUCGUUCAUUCAUCUUGGCGCGAAAUCAGAGUGGACUACGUUUCAACGUAAUCUGACUCGUUUGGUUGGCUCAGUGUUGGCGCGAAUCCUCCAUGUGAUGUGUGCAUUUCCAUUAAUAUUUUAAGAGUUAUAUUCUACGUAAACGAUUCGUUUUAAUUUACCUAUCGCUUUUUAAAUCGGUUUUUUAUUCGGUUUCGUUUCACUUUUCGAGUAGUUUUGCAUCGUUUUUUUUUUUUUUUUGUAGUUUUAGUUGUAUUUUAACCGAUUUUAAUUUUCCUUUAUCGAUGAUUAUGAUUGUGUGGUAGCUGAUACCUGCAGUGUACUUUUUGCUCGAGUCAUCGAUGUAAUUGGAUCAUUUCAAAUUUUUAUUGCACUCAAUUACACGCAGAGCGGUUGUGAAUGACUCACAUACCGGAAGUGCUGGAGGUAAUGGAGGGCGGCGACAAUUCUACGUCCAAGAAGACCGAACGGGUUCUUCGAGUGCCGUAUAUUCUGGUCAUCUUCGUCAGCAUUGUGUUCUUACUUUCACUUUUAGUUUCAACCUUUCUGUUCUACAAGUAUAUGUCAUGCUGCGAGGAAAAUUCGGCCAGCGUUUCCGAGUACGAUGGAGAUUUCCGAGCUUUACAAGAUUUCCAUACAGCCAAGUCGACCAGAAACGUAAGACUACCCAGAGCCGUCGUACCGGAUUCGUAUCGUCUCAAAAUUAUACCGUUCAUUUGGGAAGGUAAUUUCACGUUUAACGGCGAAGUAUCAAUUGUGGUGAACAUAACCGAAAGCACGAAGAAUAUCACUCUGCAUUCGCUCAACUUGAACAUUUCGCAAGCUCAAAUCUUCAAGUUACCAAAACCAAUACCGAACGAACCUUUUGGAAGAGAAGAAGAGGUGGAAAUAUACGGUACAUCUGAAGACAAAGAACGUCAGUUCUUCAUCUUGCAUUUCGAUCAUUAUUUGGAAAAGGACUCUCAGUACAGAGUGUUCAUUCGAUACGAUGGUAUCAUUAAUGAUAACCUGCAAGGAUUUUACCGAAGUUCCUACAAAAUGGGAAGUCAGACGAGGUGGAUAGCGGUAACUCAAUUCCAAGCCACUGAUGCCAGACAAGCAUUCCCAUGUUUCGACGAGCCAGCAUACAAAGCCAAAUUCACGCUGAGUAUCGCAAGAUUAUCGAAUAUGACAACUUUAUCGAACAUGAGAGUUUCCGAAUUCGCUAGAAAAAUGAUCGGAUUACCGCCGGAUUAUGUGGUGGAUAUUUACGAAGAAUCCGUACCAAUGUCUACGUAUUUAGUGGCCUUUGCCGUUGUGGACUUUUACCAACUGUCGGAGACCAAAUUCCACGUAUGGGCUCGUCAAGAAGCGAUUGAUCAAGCUCGUUACGCUUUAACCGUUGGAUCGAAAGUUUUAACAUUUUACGAGGAUUAUUUUGAUAUUAAAUUUCCACUGCCUAAAAUGGACAUGAUAGCGUUGCCCGAUUUCAAUUCGGGAGCUAUGGAGAAUUGGGGAUUAAUUACUUUCAGAGAGACGACAAUGUUGUAUAAGGAAGGCGUCUCGACCAGAUUUAAUAAAGAAGACGUGGCCACGGUUGUAGCCCAUGAGUUGGCUCACCAAUGGUUUGGAAAUCUAGUCACUCCAGAUUGGUGGUCGGAUUUAUGGUUAAACGAAGGAUUUGCCACUUACAUGGAGUACAUCGGAACUGAUAAUGUAGAACCUACUUGGAAAAUUUUAGACCAAUUUGUGGUCGAAGAAUUACAGAGCGUUCUAAAUUUAGAUGCACUAGUUUCUUCGCAUCCUAUAUCGGUGCAGGUAUCAGAUCCGGAUGAAAUAAACGAAAUUUUCGAUGGAAUUUCUUACAGCAAAGGUGCAUCGAUAAUUCGAAUGAUGGAUCAUUUCCUUACAAAUAAAGUAUUCAAACAAGGACUGAGCAAUUAUCUGACCAAAAAAGCUUACCAUUCGGCUACACAAGACGAUCUGUGGGAUGCCUUAACCGAGGAAGCGCACAGAGUAGGCGUUUUAGAAAAUAACGUUUCGGUUAAACAAAUAAUGGAUACGUGGACUUUACAAAUAGGAUUUCCUGUAAUAACCAUUACGAGAAAUUAUCACAAUAAUACGAUCACAGUGACGCAGAGUAGAUUCUUUAUGAAUUCGAAUAACAGUUCUGAAGAGGACCACAGUCUAUGGUGGGUACCUCUGACGUACACGAGUAGCAAAAACGUGGAUUUCAGUCGCACCAAACCGUCUUAUUGGUUGCAAGCUGAGCCGCAGAUUUUCAUCGAUGAUGUGAUUGUUUCUCCCAACGAUUGGUUGAUAUUUAACGUUAAACAGACCGGAUAUUACAGAGUGAAUUAUGAUGACCGAAACUGGGAACUGCUAGUCAAAACUUUAAACGAUCCUGAUAAGUUCGGCGUUAUAGAUCCGGUCAACAGAGCUCAGAUAAUCAACGAUGCGCUAAAACUAGCUCACUCAGGCAUACUGAAGUAUUCCACCGCUCUGGAUAUUACACUGUAUUUACAAUACGAAUUGGAGUACGUUCCUUGGAUGGCUGCCUUCGGUGCAUUUGAAUAUUUGAACGAAAUGUUGAGACGAACUGGCUCUUACGAUAAAUUCAAGGAUUACCUGCUGUUCAUCUCAUCAAAACUGUACGAAAAUACAGGAUUUUUCGAAAAAUCAUCCGACGAUCAGUUAUUAAUUUACAAACGAGUCGAAGUAGUAAAUUACGCCUGUAAAUUAGGUUACGAAGACUGUAUUAGAAAUGCGGUUAACCAAUUCCAAAGCUGGAAGUUCACCCCAUCGCCGGAUAAUAACAAUCCAAUAUCUCCAAAUUUGAAAGGAACUGUUUAUUGUACGGCAAUCAGAGUCGGUGGCGAGAAAGAAUGGGAUUUCGCUUGGCAAAGGUAUCUGAAAUCGAAUGUUGGUUCUGAGAAAGAUAUAUUAUUAGGAGCACUGGGAUGUUCGAGAGAAACGUGGAUAUUAUCGAGGUAUUUGGAUUGGGCUUUAAACGAAACUUCGGGUAUCAAGAAGCAAGAUGUCGUCCGAGUAUUCUCUUCAGUUGCCAAUAAUGUGAUUGGUCAGCCAUUAGCAUGGGCCAUGUUGAGAGAUCAUUGGGAUAGAGUUGUUAAACAUUUGGGUUCCUCAUUAUUCGGAUUAAGCAGUAUUGUUAAAAGUGUACUCGCCAGCGUCAACACCGAACACGAAAUAAGAGAGAUCGCCGAUUUCUUCAAAAGACAUAAAAACGAGACAGGAGCAGCCAGUAGAGCAUUUAUACAAGCCAUCGAAAAAGCUCGCAGUAAUGAAGCUUGGAUGAGCAAAAAUUACGACUUAAUUGUAUCAUGGCUAUCUAAGCACGGACGCAGUAAUCUCGUUUAACCGAGAUAAUGAAAAUAAUAUUUUAGGGGCACACGAUAUAAGGAAGGAGAAAUUGAGUAAAUCAUUUACGACGAGCAUCACUUCUAACUGCUCAGAAAGAUCCUAUGUAAAGUUGGUGUUCAAAUAAUGUAAAAUAAAAAAAUAUGUAAGUAGGUUUAUGAUAAAUUACAACUUCGAAAGUGUAUGGAUCAUCUGAUCAUCAACACAACGCCUACUGCUGUAUGAUCGUUGAACUAUAAAAUGAAAUAAAAAGUGUGCUAAAGUGAGCGCUCUCUGUAAUCAAAGCAGCGUAUUCACAUGUGAUAAAUUUCAAAACAGCAAUUUUAUUUACGAAUAUCCUUCGACACGACGACGAUGUGUUUCGUCGUUUUUGAGUAAUUUUAAGCAUAGUUACCAGCUUAGUGAUAUAGAAAUCGGAUUGAAAUUAAAACUUCGCAAUUCUCGAAUCAUUCCAUAUUUUUUGAAAAUAAUAUAGGUACGUCAUGUUAGGCUUAGUUUAUUUUAAAAUUAUUUUAGGAAGUUGACAGAAAUGGGUACAUAAUUAAUAUAAUGUUUUAAAAAUUUAUUUCCCUAAAAAAUUUCGAAUUUAAAAAUCGUUUUAUGAAGUACAAAAUGUACCUAAAUGUGUAAAAAAAAAUCCAAUAUGACUAAGUGAUUUUUUUUCAAAUUGAAUUUAAUAAUUUAAUGAUUUUUGACGAAGUACCUAUUAAGUAUUAAGUGUUACUGCUCGCGGGAAAUACUAUUGAUACGUGUAAACGAUAAUUUAUAUUCAGUUUUAAUUAUACCGAUCGACGCUGUCGUCGUUGACCUGGCCACAUUCUUACAUUGUGUGCUUAAAAAUUGAAAUGUUUUAGUUACAUUCAUCGAUAUGUUUGUUUCAAGCCUCGUUUCGAAAAAUAUUGUUCAAAUUUUAAUACUUAGGUGGGUAUUUUAUAAGUUAAGGUGGAUAAAAGACCAUGAUUUGAAACUGACGAUCCGACGUUAUUUUUCGCCCUUGUCCCGAUGCCAAUACUUUGCCAGCAUUUUGUUGAUAAAUACAAUUUUUUUUUUCAAGGCUAUAAAAAUUAUCUGCUCAUAUCUGCAUGGAAAUGUUUCAUACUAUAGGUUGUUAUUUCCAAUAAUAAUUGACUCAUACACGCGUUGAUGUCAUAAAAAAAAAAUACAUUUUCUUAAAAAUUAAAAUGCUAAUUAUCGACUUUUACUUCCGAUUUAAAACGUUUAUUUUUAGUCCUUGAACUGGAAUAUAAAAACUAAAAACGUAAUUUUUGAUCUCUGGUCUGCUCGUGAAAACAUCAUCUAGGUAAACGACCUAAACCACAACUAAAUGUAUUUGAAAGUGUUCCAAAUAUUACAUUAUUUUAUUAUGUUUUUUUUUCUUUAGAAGGUAGGCUAAUGAUUCCGGCCUAAUCGAAUGCAUUUACGAGAAUAUUUUAUUUUUAUUGAUGUUUUUCCGUUCGCACUUUCAAUAAGAAAUCGUAUAUAUUGUACCUAUUCUUAUUUAAGUUUCUGUUGGUAGGUCUAUGUAUGUAUCUUGAAAACAAAAAACUAAAAAAUAAAACGUGUAAUUUAUAUAAGAAUAUUAUGCAGGCAUUUGUUUAUAAGUUGAAAAAUAUUGUACAUAGAUUAAUUUUAUACAUAUAAUACCUACCUUGGUAUAAUUUUACAAGGUAGGUACGCGCAAAUUUAUAUUUAACUAGUAGGUACUUAUUUCAUGCGCUUAUCGUACGAUGUAUCUCAUACACAUACUUACCAAAGUAUGUAAGUACCAAUAUAACUCUUGAUGAUGAAUUACGGAGUAUUAUGAUAUUGGCGAGAGUUGGAGUUACAAUCUGGUAAACUAUUUAAAUUGCAAAUUUUUAUCGAGAUGAAUGUCAUGCAUAUAGUAAUAAAAUAAUUGUACAUUACGUAUAUAUAUUUUUUUUAUUUAUUUAUCAUUAUAGCUAUUUUUUUUUUUUUUACAUGAAUGUACAAUAAAAAUUGGUAUUUUUUGAA